Molecule: messenger RNA, 4630 nt
Organism: Psammomys obesus (fat sand rat)
Lineage: Eukaryota; Metazoa; Chordata; Mammalia; Rodentia; Muridae
Gene: Rnf150
Product: ring finger protein 150
Source: RefSeq, a predicted model, not a curated record
AUGGCUUUUGGCCGGCACCAUGAACAUUCGGUCUGCUUUGAGUCUUCUAAGGUUCUCUUCAAUAAAUACCACCUGUCCCUUGUGAACCAGUUGCUCUCAGCUGGGGUCCUCUCUGCUCCCCCAGUAGCCACCAUCUGUUUAUACGGCUUCCAAAAAAAGAGAUGCUGUGACGGCCAGAAGUGCAGUGCCCACUCCUCUAAGGAACCCUCGCGGAGCUGGAGCUACCGCCACGACUGCAGCGAGACCCAUAGUCCCAGCACCCGGGACCUCGGGCAACCCGCCCCCUCCCCGCCAGGCCACAACGAGCAGAGCCGCCAGCCCGUCCAAACCCCAGGACCUCCACCACUUCUAUCAGAGAAGACGACUCUGGGCAAAGGAGCUGCUCUUGCAGCAGGAGUCCCCUGUAAGCGCGCGGCGCCUGCUCCGUGUCCGCGCUGGAUCACUGGGGAAGCUCGAUGCCAGCGCCGCUCAUCGGCUGAGAGGGGACAGGGCCGGCUUCUCCUGCUCGCCCGGGAUCCGGUCUCCGCAGAGGCUGGGCGUCCCACCCCGGGCUCCGCCAGCCCUGGAGUGAGCCGCGGCGACCGAAGGACCAAAGCGGAGGCCCGGGGUUGACCCGGGGUGGGGAAGGAGGGACGGAGCGGGAGGAGGGGGCAGGGGGCGGGGAAGGGACCCCGGAGGAGAGAGGUGGCAAUGUCUCUCAUCCAAGCGUGCCGCAGUCUGGCUCUCUCAACAUGGCUGCUUUCCUUUUGUUUCGUGCAUCUACUCUGCCUGGACUUCACCGUGGCGGAGAAGGAGGAAUGGUACACCGCCUUCGUGAACAUCACCUAUGCCGAGCCGGAGCCCGGGGCCGCGGUGGCGGGCGGCGGUGGCGGCGCCGAGCUGCACACGGAGAAGAGCGAGUGCGGGCGAUAUGGCGAGCACUCGCCCAAGCAGGACGCGCGCGGCGAAGUGGUCAUGGCCAGCUCGGCCCACGACCGCCUGGCUUGCGACCCCAACACCAAGUUCGCCGCGCCGGCCCACGGCAAGCACUGGAUAGCCCUCAUCCCCAAGGGCAACUGCACCUACAGGGAUAAGAUCCGGAACGCAUUCCUGCAGAACGCCUCCGCUGUGGUCAUCUUCAAUGUGGGCUCCAACACCAAUGAGACCAUCACCAUGUCACACGCCGGUGUGGAAGACAUCGUGGCUAUAAUGAUUCCUGAGCCCAAAGGGAAGGAGAUAGUGGGCCUGUUGGAGAGAAACAUCACGGUGACCAUGUACAUCACCAUCGGAACCCGGAACCUGCAAAAAUAUGUGAGCCGCACGUCGGUUGUGUUUGUCUCCAUCUCCUUCAUUGUCCUGAUGAUCAUUUCCCUCGCAUGGCUGGUCUUUUAUUAUAUCCAGAGGUUUCGCUAUGCAAAUGCCAGGGACAGGAACCAGCGCCGACUGGGAGACGCGGCAAAGAAAGCCAUCAGCAAGCUCCAGGUCAGGACCAUCAGGAAGGGUGACAAGGAAACAGAGUCUGAUUUUGAUAACUGUGCAGUCUGCAUUGAAGGGUACAAACCCAACGACGUGGUCAGGAUCCUGCCCUGCCGGCAUCUUUUCCACAAGUCCUGUGUUGACCCCUGGCUUCUAGACCAUCGCACCUGUCCCAUGUGCAAGAUGAACAUUCUUAAGGCCCUAGGGAUCCCGGCUGAUGGUGAGACCAGAAUAAGAAGCUGGGCUAGGCUGUACACUGUGUUUUGUCAUGCCAAUUCAUAUACCCUGUUCCUUAUACAAAAAGAAGACUCUUGUUUUGCUGUGUUUGUGCUGGUGACAGAUGUGGUCGUUGAUAGUGUUCUUGCUGUAAUUGUUGUUGGUAUCCUUGCAGUGGUUGAUGUUGUAGUUAUCAGUGUUCUUGUGAAUGUAGUUAUAGAUGUGGUUGUUGAUGAUGGUGUGGUUCUUGUAGAUACUGUGGUUGUUGAGGUUGUGGUUGAUGUUGUUGUUAUUGUAGGUGUUGUGGUUGUUGAUGCUAUUACACAGGAGCCUCUGGUGACAGAGCACAAAGGAGAAAGGAGACCAGGAAGCAUCCACAGAUUUAGCGUGAUGUUGACCAUGAACUUUGCCUUGUCCCCACCAGGUGAUCAAGAGCCAGCAGUAAGCAGUGACUCCGACAUUUCGUUGAUUAUGGCGCUGGAAGUGGGGCUGUCUGAUGUAGAACUUUCCACUGACCAAGACUGUGAAGAGGUGAAAUCCUGAGAUGGUGGAAACAGGCAAAAGAAAACACAGGACACAGGGGGACAGGAAGGAAGCAUGUUCUAAGCCUUGAACUGGAUACAAGCUCUUCAGAUCGCCAUGGCGACCCUAGGGCACUCUGUUAGAGGGUGGUAAAGAAAGCAAUAUCCAAAGUCUCCCGGAUCAGGAUGCAGGUCCCAGUCUCUGCCACAGCCUGAGGCCUUGGUGUGGAAGUUGAAAGCUGGAGUCCUCUGUGUCCACGUAGACGCAUGGCAGACCAGAAGGAGACAUUUCACUUCUUCACUUCAUGUCAGCUUCUCCUGUCUUUUUGUUCUUGUUUGGGGAGAUGGUUUCAUUCCCUUGGCAAUUUCUUUCCAAAGAUGAUGUGUGCUUUCUAUCUAUUGCUCUAUUUCCCUUUGAUUCACUCCAGCUAUGUACAGAGGUCUGUUUAGAAGUUCUGGUUGCUUCUCCAAUGAGAGGUUUGUUCCACAUCUCUGCGAUUUGUAGACACGAGUUAUCAGUAUGAAGUGUGUAUGACUUUGAGAAUCACCUCAGCACCCUGAAAUGCUGGAAGGCCAGAAUUCAUCAAGGGUUUAACUCCCUCCUCGGAGUGGGUCUUGGCGAGCCCAGCUGCCGGAGACAGCAACACUGAGUCCACUGCGCAUUGUUCUCAGCUACAUCUCCUAGGUUUCCCCUUGCUCUAGCCAUGGCCACCCCUGCAGGAGAGAGCUUUCAGGGAGAAGUGAGCUCAUCUUACUUGAGGGUCUGUUCCCCGCAGUGCAUGAAUGCCCGUGCUCAGAAUGUGCGACUACAAUCCUGGUUUAAAAACCUGACCCCAUCUUCCCAGGGCAAGGAAGACUCCAUCUCCCUGAUUUCCCCAAGGCCUCAGCACUUUCUCACUUGCAUAAGUGAGUUCUAUGGUUACAGGCAGUAAAAAAGAUGCAACAGUUUUCUUAGGCCGCUGGCAUCCAGGUGUAAGCUUCAGAUGCUGCUCUGUUAAACCCUCAUGAGCCUACAUGGAAAGAACUAAACUUAGCAGUCUGCACCUCAGGCUCUCCUGAGAGCAUUUGGGUAUCAAGAGAAGAAUGAGGUAUGACUUGAAAAAGUCUGAAACAAAAAAAAUUACAUCAUGAGAAACUUCUAAAUCAAGUUUUUCCUGAUUGUGAGAAACAAGAGAAAAAGAGAAAAAAAAAUUAGCAAAUAAGUAUCAAAACCCAUGAUUAUUAUGGGCUCUUAUGAUUUCAUUCUUAUUUUGUUCGAAACGAUGACAAAAAAAUACAUACUUUUUUUCAAAUGGACAGUUUUGUGAUACAUGCAGCAAGCUCAGAGACAGAGGUGGCCACCUGUGUCACUGGACAAACAGGAGGCUCUCCUCUCUCUAGCAGCUGGCUAGGUCACACAGAGCAGGGAUUAACCAGGAGAGCUUGCUCUCCCCACUGAGCUGUAUUUAUGUAUUUGAUUUGGGCUUUUCCACCUCAUUACACUAAUAUAAUUCAAACUGGGCUUGGCUGAUGUCUAAAUCCUUGCUGCCCACUGGAAUUUUGAGUUCAGGGUAAUGGAAUUCUCUACUGCUCUUUUUUUAUUUUUUAACUACUGUUAAUGGGUUCCUAUUUGAUGGUGUAUGGGUAGACAGAAAGGCAGGAAGAUGAUAACAGCCUUCAGAAAAACCUCUUCUGUCUAGGGUCUAGCCCUUCCCAUAAUUAAUGUCAGUUUCAAAGGGCUAAGAAGAGCCACAGCAAGAAAGUCAUUAAGUGCUGAAACAGGAUGUGUAAGUAAAAUUAACUGUCACCUGUUUAAACUGAUCUGUACUGGAUCACUCACUUCUCCAGGGGGAUCUGUUUGUGAAAACAGUUGUGUCAUAAAGCAGAUUUUUAUAUGAAGUCUAAUGAAAUUAGGGUAAUUCAGCAACAAAAGAAAUACAAAUUACACUGUGUGCCCAGAAGGAGCUUUGGUGGGUGGUGUUUUCUGGCCAUCAGUCAGGUAAGUCAUUGAUUACAAAAGCAAGCCCUUGGCCUGAGAUCCUGUAGGAUGCUGUGUGGGUGAUGAAGGAUCCAAGAGGUCCAUCCAUAGUGGGUGAAUCUGACUCCAAGGUGAUCCUAUGGCAAACUCUCAGAGCCUACAAGUCUCCGCUUACCACAGGGUUUUGAUAUGACCGUGGGGCUGGCUUCCUGUGACCUUGACAGCAAAAGAAAGAUUAACAAGAAAGUUUUUCUUUCAAAAUAAAUUGGAAAAGCUCUUACAUAGACUUCUCUGACUUGAAGACUGAGUGAUCCGCACAUGACUGUGUGGCCUGGGAAUGCAAAGUGAGCAUGUAUUUAAAGGAGUGUGUUUUUCUGCAGCAAGUGUCUGCACCAGCUCUGCAAACAGAAACACAAUCCAAGUCACAUACUUAUUUUUUUAACUUCCCAUUACCUGUAACAUUUUUAAAAGCAAAAAAGAA